Molecule: messenger RNA, 576 nt
Organism: Salvelinus namaycush (lake trout)
Lineage: Eukaryota; Metazoa; Chordata; Actinopteri; Salmoniformes; Salmonidae
Product: visinin-like protein 1
Exons: 3
Coding region: 1-576 (191 amino acids)
Molecular function (GO): calcium ion binding
Source: RefSeq, a predicted model, not a curated record
AUGGGAAAACAGAACAGCAAGCUGACCCCUGAGGUGAUGGAGGACCUGGUGAAGAGCACAGAGUUUAACGAACACGAGCUCAAGCAAUGGUACAAAGGCUUCCUCAAGGACUGCCCCAGCGGCAGACUGAACCUGGACGAAUUCCAACAGCUCUAUGUCAAGUUCUUCCCGUAUGGCGACGCAUCAAAGUUUGCACAGCACGCCUUUAGGACCUUCGACAAGAACAGCGACGGCACCAUCGACUUCCGAGAGUUCAUCUGUGCCCUGUCUAUCACAUCGCGUGGCAGCUUCGAGCAGAAGCUCAACUGGGCCUUCAACAUGUACGACCUGGAUGGAGACGGCAAGAUCACCAGGGUGGAGAUGUUGGAGAUCAUCGAGGCCAUUUACAAAAUGGUGGGCACUGUGAUCAUGAUGAAGAUGAACGAGGACGGCCUGACACCGGAGCAGAGGGUGGACAGGAUCUUCAGCAAGAUGGAUAAGAACAACGACGACCAAAUCUCAUUGGAUGAGUUCAAAGAGGCGGCCAAGAGCGAUCCGUCCAUCGUGCUCCUCUUGCAGUGUGAUAUGCAGAAGUGA